AUGACGGCCCAACAGCAGCCGCGGGAAGAGGCCGGCGAUACGGGCAAGGCAGUUGAGAUCGAGCUUCAGCAAAUCGUCUACAUUCUUCCUGGGGCUCACGGUGGAUAUUCGGUCUAUUUAGUUUCCGAGGGAUCAACAUCGGACGGGGAGCGACCUUUCAGUCUUCGGGUUGCGCAGGGACAGGAGCAUGAACUUCCGGAUGGCUUCCAAAAGUUCAUCCUAGAGCGGGGCAACCUCCCCCCACAGCAUCUAAGAGCCCCGCGGGAAUUAAACGUCGUGGUAUCGACUCACUCCGGCCUUCGGCUCGCCGAGAGUUUCUACCAGGAGGUACUGCAACCCCUUUUAGGGGCCGUUGGGCUAGCACCCCACAAGGACGAGGGGAGAAAUGAUGGAUACAAGGUAGUCGUAACCAAGAACCAGCACACCCUCCGGGACUUCUCGCGAGCACUCGGCAAGGACCCCAAAGUCAGCGACAAGACCGUGGUUCUCCUCUCGGGUGACGGCGGCGUAGUCGAUCUCCUCAACGGCCUAGAUCACUCGAGCGCCCCUUCGGCUCCCACCAUUGCUUUACUCCCACUCGGAACGGGCAACGCACUCUUUCACUCUCUCCAUAAACCGCACUACUCGGCCACUCCGUCCGCCCCAUCCCAUUUCGUCCUCGCUCUACGUAGCCUCUUCCUCGGCACGACAUCCCCUCUCCCCGUGUUCCGCGCUUCGUUCUCUCAAGGCGCAACGCUAGUUUCCGCGCCGGUCGAGCAUGACGCGCCCGUGGACGCUACCACCGCCGAGGCACCGAAAGACCACGAAAAAGAGACGCCCGUCACCCACCUCCUCGGCGCGAUUGUAGCUUCCUACGGGUUUCACGCCAGCCUUGUGUGGGAAAGCGAUACGCCGGCGUAUCGUGUGCAUGGAGCCAAGCGAUUCGGUAUGGCCGCGGCGGAACUACUGAAAGUGGAACAUGCAUAUGAUGCGGCAGUUGAGGUUAGGAGAACAUCUGAUGAGGCGAGCUUUGUCCCUGUCGCUGUCCGCGGGAAGAAACAGGACGAGCAAAGCGGGUCGCAGAGCAACGGCUUCAACUACGUCCUCGCGACGCUCGUUUCGAACCUCGAGAAGACAUUUACCAUCUCUCCGGCUAGCCGGCCGCUUGAUGGGCAGCUGCGACUGGUUCACUUUGGCGACGUCGGCGGGGCGCGUACGAUGGAGAUCAUGACGGCUGCGUAUGCUGAGGGGGACCAUGUGAAACUCGAGGAUGUUGGGUAUGAAGCGGUGGAGGAAGUGAAGGUGACGGUUAAUGAGGAGGAUCCGAGGUGGCGGAAGGUGUGUAUUGAUGGGAGUAUUGUUGAGUUGGAGAAGGGCGGGUGGAUGAGCGUGGCUAAGGAGGGGAGGGAACGAUUGAGGGUGUUGAUUGAUGUUUGA
This is a messenger RNA of Dichotomopilus funicola, 1416 nucleotides long. RefSeq lists its product as uncharacterized. Gene Ontology annotation, molecular function: lipid kinase activity. The transcript has a single exon. Gene Ontology annotation, cellular component: intracellular membrane-bounded organelle; membrane; cytoplasm. Gene Ontology annotation, biological process: phosphorylation; sphingosine biosynthetic process. Lineage: Eukaryota; Fungi; Ascomycota; Sordariomycetes; Sordariales; Chaetomiaceae. The record is from RefSeq and is a predicted model, not a curated record. Bases 1 to 1416 code for a protein of 471 amino acids.